This is a messenger RNA of Symbiodinium pilosum, 1860 nucleotides long. The record is from the annotation of a GenBank genome assembly. NCBI's taxonomy places the organism in Eukaryota, Dinophyceae, Suessiales, Symbiodiniaceae.
AUGGACAGGUUUGGCGAUCAGAUCGCGUUCCAGUCAAUAAGUGGAGACUACCUCAGUGCAGAGGGGGAUGAGAUAGUCACACGCCGGUACUGUAGCACCUUUGAGCGCUUCUCCGUCGUCAAGCAGGACACCCAGUAUGCCUUCCGCGCGGCGUCCGGGAAGUUCCUGAGCGUCAGUGACCGCGCGCCUUUCGUCACACUGGCAGAUGCACCGGGUGACACAGAGUCCUUCCAGCUCUUCUCCUUGAUGAUCAACGGUGUGAACGUGGGACAUCAGCUAGAAUUGCUCGAUAGGCAUGGCUGCAUUAUGAUAAACGAUGUCCUUGACGCUGAGCAGCUGCAAGAGCUGCGAAACGUCGUGGACGAGGAGAUGGCUCGCCUUGGCCACGGACGCUGCCCUGAAGUGCGGCUGCAGUCCAUGCAAACCAGAUCGAGAGGCCUGGCAGAGCUGGCGACGCACUCGCUCGUGAUGCAGUUAGCAAGGCGGUUGCUCUCUCCCGCCCUUGUUCUCUCUGACAUGGAGAGUUGUCGAACAGAUGUGGACUACGUGCGCAAGGAGUUGGAGGAGACGACUUGGCAUGUGGUGCAUCCCUACAGCAGCGCUGAGUUCCCUGGCGUGGUAGAUCCCAGAAUCAAUGUCACCGUCACAUGGUUUCUAGAUCAGCUGGACACGGAGAACUCCACGUGGUCUUUUGUGAAGGCGCCUCUGGCAGAUGGUGGACACUUGCCGCAGCUGCCGCACCUCAGCUCACCCGAGGAGCUGCAGGCCGUGGCUCGUGGGGCCCAGCCUUUGCUGGCCAGUCCUGGGGCGGUCUGGCUGUGCAUUGGACCAUACUGGAUGUCAAACAAUGUCGGCGCAGCUUCCUUUUGGAAGGACUACGAUGCGCAGACGCGGUACAAGCACCUGAGCGGGCAGAAGGAGCAAUCCUUCCGGGCCCUGACGGAUGCGCAGAGAGCUGUUCAGCCAAGGGAAGAGCUAUGCCCCACUGUUCUCCAGGCGACGUAUGUGCGCGAGCAUGUUGCUACUCCGCUGGCCCCGACACCAGAGGCCGGAGCCGAAUGCCACCGCUUCCAGUAUCUUGUGAGUUGGAGCGGCUGGGCGAUCCCGGAAGGUGCAAUGGUUGGGAAAGCCCCCGACAAGAUGGACAGCAAGAAGGCCUUUGAGAUUCCAGGUCUACAGGCGCGGCCUUACCAUGACGACGAGCUUCAGGUUGCCUUUGAGAUCAUCGACCUCGAUCGCCAUGGCGAGAUUGGCGCUGCGGACAUCCGGAGAGCUCUCCGGCUAUGCGGCGAGAGCGAGCCAACAGAUGCGGAGAUUCAGGAGAUGAUCCGCUUGAUGGAUCCAGACGGCAGCGGCUCCAUUGAGUUCCCCGAGUUUCGGCGAUACUUUGUGGAUCCACCUCCGCUGUUUCGGAACUUCGACCUCCAUCGUCGCGGUGGUGGUGAGCGAGACCUCGAGGAGGAGGAGGGUGAAGGCGAGCCGCUUCCAGCAAUCGAGGACACAAUGGAGAUGGAAGAGCAUACGCUGGAGGGCGUGCAGCGGUCGGACAAAAAGAAGAAGUUCACCGUCAAGGCGGCUGAGCAUUCCAGUGAUCCGCGCUUCAAGCACAUCAAGACCCUUGUGAAGGGUGGCAUCACACCUGAAAUCAUCCGUGAUAUCUACCAAAGCUUUGUGGAGCUUGACGAUAGCGAUUCUGGCUACAUGUCAUUUCAGGCGUUCUGCAAAGUCUUCAGACAGAAGCCUUCACCGGACAUGCGGGAGAUUUUCGACGCAUUUGAUGCAGAGCACGAGGGUGAGCUCGACCUCCGACAGUUUGUCAUCGGGCUUUCCACGUGCGCCAUGCAUCCCUCGGAUCCUUGA